Messenger RNA from Haemonchus placei, 292 nucleotides. The record is from the annotation of a GenBank genome assembly. NCBI's taxonomy places the organism in Eukaryota, Metazoa, Nematoda, Chromadorea, Rhabditida, Trichostrongylidae.
UUUUAGGUUUUACAGAACAAAGAGCCAUCGUUACUGGUGUAUUAUACCAACCGGGUCAUUUGGCCACGUACAUCACAACAGCAAACUCGGCCCAUAUACGCUGCCAGCUGGUAAGGGCACUGCCAGAGAGGCCACCCAGACAGCUUUGCGCAGAGGCGAUAACGUGACCAAUGAGGCUUUGCCGAGGUGCGUUUAUUGCUGGUUGAAAACUUUUCCCAAUUGCCCGCGAUGGCCCCUGAAACAUGGGUGUCAUACGCAAUUUUUGAACGCCCCUAGGGGGCAGCGAGGGUGA